CAAUCAAUGAAGGCCCAUGUCCAUAUUCACCAAUUCUUCCUCUCCCAAGAGCAGUUGAGACUUAGCGAUGAAGAUUCCAGUUCCCGCCGGCGAAGAGGUCGCCCCCAAGCUCAUACGCCUUCUCUUCUUCAUCGGUCCUGCAGACUUCGAUUUUCGAUGUUUUUGGUUGAAGUUGUGUGCACCGUUGCGAUUAACAAGUGGAAAGGAAUAGAGAAGGAUAAAUCGGUCCAGAAUCAGGAGGAGCUUCGAGUAGAGAGAGCGUCUGUAGAGAAUCCAUCCAACGUGCAGAAGGCUGUUGAAUAAGCGUAAUUCCUACGAAUGGAUGUGGAUUUGGAUUUGGAAGAGCGAUUGUUGAUUGUUACGUAGUUUAGAACUCCGAAAUAACUGAUUCCUUGUUUAAUUAGGAUCUUAUGAUUGAAGAAGUUUGUUUGAUUUUUUAUGCUAUCUGUUUUGGGAUUGUUUGCUGAUUUUGACCAAUACAUUCAUACAUAUAUAUAUAUAUAUAUAUAUAGUUUCUCUUUCAUUGAAUCCAUCAGUUUAUGAUUUCUCGCCAUUCUGCAUAUGUAUUUUGGAUAGAGAUUCUUGGAUAAAUAGGUCUGUAUUUUGGGAUGUUUUUACUGAGGCAUGUAAUUUUGGAUUUGAUAUUUUUGGGAGUGGUAAUUAGCGGGUUGGAUUUGAUAUUUUUCGAUAACAUUUAGGCACAGACAAUGGUGUGUUUUUGGAAUUUCUUGGUUACGGGGAUAAUCUUUCUUACCAUGGAGUGUUUGUGCAAGAAUGGUGGCUGCUAUAAUUUCUUUGUAUCCAAAGAUAUGUUUGAGCAAAUUUUAGUUCCGGGGGCGUUGCAAAUUAAGUUUUCGGUAUUUAUUUUUUUGCUUUGCAUUAGCAUUGAUUCAAGAACAUGUGUGAAGUGUAGAAGAAUCAUUGCUCGGAAACCUAUCUUUGUUGCAUAUCUACUUAACGAUUGAUGAGAACUGUUCAUAUUUGUUGGUCAUGGGACUAAGGCCUUCGAAAUUUCUGUUUGUAUUAUUGCCUGUAAGAAACUAACUGUAAGGUCUUUGUUCGACCUAUUGCCAUUUUGAGAUCUUUCUUGUUAUACAUUUGAAUUGAGGAAUAUCCAUUUUCCGGGACAUGCUUUGCGGGAAUUUUGUUGCAGGAAGCUCUUUUGUGAUUCUUAAAUUGGCGCCUGCGAAAGUUGUGAUCUUUAUCUAGUCGAACCUUGUACAAUAAUUGCUCAUCUAAUCUAUAACAUUCUGUUGAUGUUUUAACCUAUGUUUGUUAUUAUUAUUAUUGUUGUUAUUUUCGACAUUGUCCACCGUAUCUCUAAUAAGCUCUACAACAGUGUUAUAGUCGCAUGGAACAGUUCUCGGGGGGCUCUCAAGCCGAACUCAGUUAACUGCACAGGAUGGAUUCAGUAUGAACCUGAAUCUGUUGUGUAGUUACAUUGUGUGGGGUACAUGAUCUGCUCGGCUGACCGCGACAACUUCAUGUGAUCCUUGUGGGCUUGACCUGAGGUUUCAGGGGCUGAUGCUGAUCGAUAUGUCUGCAGGAUUUUGUUGUGUAUCGUUAUCGUCGUUCUUGUCUUGGAAAUAUAAGGAAAGCUUGAGCUCACAUAAAAUGGCACCACGGCGACAGAUGGCCUACUAUAAAACUCGGAAACCUCUCCGCCUGUCUCGACACCAAAAACCUACUAAAAAAUGGCUGCGGGCUUCGUCUGGGGUCACUUCCAGUUGUCCUUCAAAAACUGGAUCGCCCAACAGUACGAAGACCUUGAUGAGCUCCUCAACGCCAUCUCCCCUCCUUCCACCAUAACUGAUGAGAAGCUGAAGCUUCUUGGGGACAAGGCCAUAAAACACUUUGAGGAAUACUAUGAGAACCGCGGAAGAAUGUGCAAGCGCGACGCCUCGUCAUUUCUGACGCCCUCGUGGUGCUCCUCGCUCGAGAAUGCCUUCAUGUGGAUUGGAGGCUGCAGACCUUCCUUGUCCGUCAGGCUUGUUUACUCUGUCUGUGGCUCGGAGGUGGAGGAUCAGCUCACCGGCGUCCUGUCCGGUGACCGGAAAAGCAAUCUGGCGGAGAUAUCUUCGGAACAGCUGAAUAUGAUCAAUACUCUGCACUGCAAAACUGUUCUGGAGGUAGACGAGCUCUCUGGCCGCCUUGCGAGUUUACAGGAGGACAUAGCAGACGAGCCACUGGCGAUAAUGGCGAAGAGAGUGGGUGAAAUUGGGGUGCCGAGUAAGGCGGUGGAUCGCGCCAUGGAUAAGCUCUGUGCGUCGCUGGGUCGCCUGCUGGCCAACGCGGAUCGGCUGCGGCUCCGGACGUUGAAGGACCUGAUGGCGAUUCUGACACCUGCGCAGGCGGUGGAUCUUAUCGUGGCCACGAAGAAGCUUAACCUCUCGAUUCAUGAAUGGGGAAAGCGAAGAGAUCAACUGCUGGCCGCACCUUCUUCUCCGUCAUGAACGAACCCUAGUUUUAUGUAUGUAUGUUGUAUGCAAGUGGUCGGAGAAGACUGCUCUGGAAGUAGUAAUAAUAAUAAUAAAGUCCAGAGAAGUAUCUCUGGCGUUGAUGUUAUGAAAGGAUCUAAGGGUGUGUUUGUUUGUCUUCUAAUGUAUUUACUAAAUGCUUGUUUAUAAGCUAUAA
Molecule: messenger RNA, 2634 nt
Organism: Andrographis paniculata
Lineage: Eukaryota; Viridiplantae; Streptophyta; Magnoliopsida; Lamiales; Acanthaceae
Product: protein DELAY OF GERMINATION 1-like
Exons: 5
Coding region: 1695-2453 (252 amino acids)
Biological process (GO): DNA-templated transcription
Molecular function (GO): sequence-specific DNA binding
Source: RefSeq, a predicted model, not a curated record